AUUGCUGAUCUGCAACUCCAUAAACUGGAUGAAUUGGACUGUUUGAUCCAGGGCCUCCUUUAUGUUGAUUCUGUUGGUUUCAAUGGCCAACCAGAGUGCUAUUAUUUUGAAAAUCCUACAGAUCCUGAACAGUGCCAGAAGAAGCCUUACUGCCUUGAUAAUCCAUAUCCUAUCCUGCUGGUUAACAUAGGCUCAGGGGUCAGCAUCCUAGCUGUGUAUUCUAAGGACAACUAUAAGAGAGUCACAGGAUCCAGUCUUGGAGGAGGAACAUUCCUGGGUCUGUGCUGUCUGCUGACUGGCUGUGAGACGUUUGAAGAAGCACUAGAAAUGGCUGCGAAAGGAGACAGCACCAAUGUGGAUAAGCUGGUGAAAGAUAUUUAUGGAGGAGACUAUGAGCGGUUUGGCCUUCAAGGAUCUGCUGUAGCCUCAAGCUUUGGUCAUAUGAUGAGUAAAGAAAAGAGAGAUUCCAUCAGUAAAGAGGACUUGGCCAGAGCUACUUUGGUCACCAUCACCAACAACAUAGGUUCUAUUGCUCGCAUGUGUGCAUUGAAUGAGAACAUUGACAAGGUGAUAUUUGUUGGCAACUUUCUCAGAAUUAAUAUGAUAUCUAUGAAGGUGCUAGCAUAUGCUAUGGAUUAUUGGUCCAAGGGACAGCUGAAAGCUCUGUUUUUGGAACAUGAGGGUUAUUUUGGAGCUGUUGGGGCUCUUCUAGAAUUGCUUAAAAUGACAGAUGAUCAGUGAUGAAGCUGUCUGAAGAGAUUCCUACUGCAGAUGCUGCUGGAUGAGUGAAAGCCACUACAAGGAUGGAAACGAAGCCAUUAUGGUAGUUCUACCUGCUGGAUUUGUAAAUAAUUUAAAAUCCUUUUAGCUGAUCUUUAACUUCUGGGUUUUGAGCUUAUACUUCAGAAUUCAUACUGGGAAUAACGAGAUUUUUUUUUUUUCUGUACACUGUAUUUUUUAAGGGAAAAAUGUGCAAAGUGGCCAAACAUACAGAUUUUAUGGAUUUAUUUUAAAAAGUGGAUACUGUUUAAUAUAGGACCUGUGAUAUGAGGCAUCUGCUUUUCUUCUGGGGUUUACUGAUUAGUGUGGUAAUUUUAACUUCAUUUAGUAAUCACUCUAGGAGAUUUUUUUUAUCCUAUUUUCAUGACGUUUCAUGAUUUGUUCUUGGUUUCAAAUGAAACUACAAAGCUGAUGCAUUUUACUGUGAAAACUAGUCAUUGCUUUUUUUUUUCCUUCUUCUUUCCUCAUUAGGUGAGACACUCUUUAUUUCACAUCCCCCCCAAAAAAUAAAU
Molecule: messenger RNA, 1292 nt
Organism: Cariama cristata (Red-legged seriema)
Lineage: Eukaryota; Metazoa; Chordata; Aves; Cariamiformes; Cariamidae
Product: pantothenate kinase 1
Exons: 5
Biological process (GO): coenzyme A biosynthetic process
Cellular component (GO): cytosol; nucleus
Molecular function (GO): pantothenate kinase activity; ATP binding
Source: RefSeq, a predicted model, not a curated record